AUGGCGACUCCCUCCCGCCUCCGCCUCCGCCUCCGCCUCCUCCUCCUCCCCGUCCUUGUCCUCCUCGCCGCGUCGGCCGGGGCCGCCGCGGCCGCCACCGUGAGCGACGACGUGCUGGCGCUGGUCGUCCUCAAGUCGGGCCUCUCCGACCCGGCGGGCCGCCUCGCGCCCUGGUCCGAGGACGCCGACCACGCCUGCGCCUGGCCGGGGGUCUCCUGCGACCCGCGCACGGGCCGCGUCGCCGCGCUCGACCUCCCCGCCGCGUCGCUCGCGGGGCGCCUCCCGCGGUCCGCGCUGCUCCGCCUCGACGCGCUCGUCUCGCUCGCUCUCCCGGGGAACCGCCUCUCCGGCACGCUCCCCGACGCGCUGCCUCCUCGCCUCCGCGCCCUCGACCUCUCGGGCAACGCGAUCUCGGGCGGCAUCCCCGCGUCGCUCGCGUCCUGCGACUCGCUCGUGUCGCUCAACCUCUCCCGCAACCGGCUCACCGGCCCGGUCCCCGAUGGCAUCUGGUCGCUGCCGUCGCUCAGGUCGGUGGACCUCUCCGGGAACCUGCUCUCCGGGAGCGUGCCCGGCGGGUUCCCGCGGAGCAGCUCGCUGCGUGUGGUGGACCUCAGCCGCAACCUCCUCGAAGGGGAGAUACCGGCGGACGUCGGUGAAGCUGGGCUGCUCAAGUCUCUUGACCUCGGGUACAACUCGUUCACCGGCGGCCUGCCCGAGUCGCUGCGCGGUCUGUCCGGGCUGAGUUUUCUCGGCGCUGUUGGCAAUGGCCUAUCAGGGAAGCUCCAGGCGUGGAUUGGGGAGAUGGCGGCGCUGGAGAGACUGGAUUUGUCUGGCAACCACUUCGUCGGCACCAUCCCGGACGCCAUUUCGGGCUGCAAGAACCUGGUCGAGGUCGACCUCAGCCGGAACGCGCUCACUGGGGAGCUCCCAUGGUGGGUGUUUGGGCUACCACUGCAGCGCGUCUCCGUCGCUGGAAAUGCACUGUCAGGGUGGGUCAAGGUUCCCGGUGAUGCUGCUGCGACCCUGGAAGCACUGGACCUCUCAGACAAUGCUUUCACCGGUGCGAUCCCGCCUGAGAUUACCACCCUUGCGAGAUUGCAGUACCUGAAUUUGUCCUCGAAUUCCAUGUCGGGGCAGCUUCCUGCAAGCAUUGGGCUGGUGCUUGAGGUGUUGGAUGUGAGUGCAAACAAGUUCGACGGGGUUGUACCACCGGAGAUUGGAGGUGCGGUGGGGCUCCAACAGCUGCUGAUGGGGAGGAAUUCACUUACUGGAGGCAUUCCUGUGCAGAUCGGCACAUGCAAAUCCCUGAUUGCUUUGGAUCUAUCACACAACAAACUUGCAGGACCAAUUCCUAUGUCCAUGGGUAACCUUACUAGUCUUCAAACAGUUGAUCUCUCAGAUAACUUGCUGAACGGCACCUUGCCGAUGGAGCUCUCUAAACUUGACAGCCUGCGUUUCUUCAAUGUCUCUCACAAUUCACUGUCAGGGAGCCUCCCCAACAGCCGCUUCUUUGACAGCAUCCCUUAUUCUUUCAUCUCCGACAAUGACGGCCUUUGCAGUUCACAGAAGAACAGUUCCUGCAACGGUGUCAUGCCAAAGCCAAUUGUUUUCAACCCUAACUCCUCAUCAGACCCCUGGUUGGAUGUUGCCCCAAGUUCCCCAAGGAACCAGCACCAGAAGAAGAUGAUAUUGAGCAUCUCCACACUCAUCGCCAUUGUGGGUGGAGCAGUUAUUCUUAUCGGUGUGGUCACUAUAACAGUGCUCAACUGCCGUGCCCGUGCAACAGUAUCCCGCUCGGCACUUCCCGCUGCAUUGUCAGAUGAUUAUCAUAGCCAAUCAGCUGAAUCUCCUGAAAAUGAGGCCAAGUCUGGGAAGCUCGUCAUGUUUGGCAGAGGCAGCUCGGAUUUCAGUGCUGAUGGGCAUGCAUUGCUGAAUAAGGAUUGUGAACUUGGGCGUGGAGGCUUUGGUACUGUUUACAGGGCAGUGCUCAGAGAUGGCCAGCCAGUGGCCAUCAAGAAGCUGACAGUUUCAAGUAUGGUCAAGUCAGAGGAUGACUUCAAGCAGCACGUCAAGCUUCUAGGCAAGGUGUGUCACCAUAACAUUGUCACGCUCAAAGGCUUCUACUGGACUUCCUCACUGCAGCUCCUUAUAUAUGAAUUCAUGCCUGCUGGGAGCUUGCAUCAGCACCUGCACGAGUGCUCAUAUGAGAGCUCGCUUUCAUGGAUGGAGAGGUUUGACAUAGUCAUUGGUGUGGCCAGGGCACUUGUGCACUUGCAUCGCUACGGUAUAAUCCAUUACAAUCUGAAGUCCAGCAAUGUCUUGCUAGACACAAAUGGUGAGCCCAGGGUUGGUGACUAUGGUCUUGUGAACCUGCUGCCGAUGUUGGAUCGCUAUGUGCUCAGCAGUAAGAUCCAGAGCGUGCUGGGAUACAUGGCACCUGAGUUCACUUGCAGGACGGUCAAGGUCACAGAGAAGUGCGACAUAUACAGCUUUGGAGUGUUCGUCCUUGAGAUUUUGACAGGCAGAAGGCCCGUGGAGUACUUGGAAGACGAUGUCAUUGUGCUUUCUGAUCUGGUCAGAGGUGCGCUUGAUGAUGACAGGCUGGAGGACUGCAUGGAUCCACGACUAUCAGGUGAAUUUUCGAUGGAGGAGGCCACACUGAUCAUCAAGCUGGGGCUGGUUUGUGCAUCUCAGGUGCCUUCUCAACGACCAGACAUGUCUGAGGUUGUCAGCAUGCUUGAGAUGGUGAGGAGUCCUAAGGGUACCCCAGAAGAUGAUCUGGUUUGA
Messenger RNA from Miscanthus lutarioriparius, 2787 nucleotides. NCBI's taxonomy places the organism in Eukaryota, Viridiplantae, Streptophyta, Magnoliopsida, Poales, Poaceae. The record is from the annotation of a GenBank genome assembly.